GAAAAACGUCGCAGUAGACUGCCCAGAAAACACACGCUCAAGAGCACCAGAACGAAACGGGCUCAUAUCCGACCUUACUUUCAUUUUCCUUCUUUCCAUUCCACACCUCAACCAAACGCCAAUCGACAUACCACGCUCAGCCCAGCUGCAACCACCUCAAGCAAACAAGCAAACAAGCAAACAAAACAACAGACCAACGAAAGAUGUCGCCACCACCAUCCACCCGCAUCCUGUGUACGGAACCGCCGACCGGGGCACUCGCGUCCCCCCUCUGGACACCAUUCCACAGGGAUCUCGUCGCCAGGAUGAAAGCCCACGCCACCGUCCCCACCCGUCCUAUACCAUCUGCGGACUUUCUAGUACUCUCAUUUGAACCAUCGAUGGUCACAGCCACGUUCGCCUUCAUUUGCCUGUCCAGCACUCAGGACAUGGACGCGAUCCUACUGAACGAGAUCAAUAGGAUACUUUAUUGCAUCCAGCGAUAUGGAGCCCAUCAAACAGCCAUUCUUCUGAUGAUCCAGCCUGGCCACGCAUCGUGUCUCCAGACCCUCGAGUCCUUUCUCUUGAACAAAAUUGUCCCAGACACGCUCACGGGCCUUAACUUAUCUACUAUGGUUGCGUCCACUAUUGGGGCCCCAUCCCGUCAAUCACUGCACACUCGACCUUCCGGAUUGUCUCUGGACACAUCUGCACUAAACAUGCCUCAUCUCGCGGUGUGUCACUCUUGCGCGGAUGCAUCAGAUAUCUUAACUCACCUCCUAGACCAAGCCAAGGCUCACUCAUCCCCUGUCAACGCGCCUCUGUUCCGUUCUACGAGUCUUCUUCGGACACAGAACCAGCAACCGGAUGCUCGAAAUCCGUUCAAUCCUGAGUCUCAUUCGUUACUGCAAGAUCCAGGGCUUACCUGGUUAUCCAUCCCAUUAUCGACACGAGACGGCCCAGCCUUGACAAUCCAAGAUUGUCAACGAUUGCGGACAGGUUUGAGCACGAUUCAGAACGUGGCACUGGCAUCUUCAAGCCAACUUCAGGACAGCUGCCUGAUCAGCAACACCCUAGCCAAAUCCAUCGAGGCUUUCUUCGAGACCGAUCAGCCAAUAUAGCAUGCAAACCAGCACAAAGUUACGGUUUUUCAAGUUCAAACAUCAUUUAUGAU
Messenger RNA from Gamsiella multidivaricata, 1153 nucleotides. RefSeq lists its product as uncharacterized. Bases 204 to 1100 code for a protein of 298 amino acids. The transcript is spliced from 5 exons. The record is from RefSeq and is a predicted model, not a curated record. Lineage: Eukaryota; Fungi; Mortierellomycota; Mortierellomycetes; Mortierellales; Mortierellaceae.